CAGGGACUGGGGUUCUUCUAUGCAUCCUUCUUUUUGGACUUCUACUCCCCAGCUCACUGGAUUGCGAUUCUUUGGCGAGUUUUAACGCGCUCUCCUCUCCCCUCUUCUUCGUCUUCUUCCUCUCACCCCCUUUGAUCUCAAAAAAUCGCGGUGGUGGUGGUGGUGGUGGUUGUGGCGCCGCUCCCUUUUUUAGGUAGAAAUCGAUUAAUCGAUCAGAUAUAAGACGGUAAAAUUUGGGCAAACAAUAUGGAACUUCACGCAACGUGCCUACCAAGUUCAUCUGAUGCUGCACGCCUGCUAUUGCCUGCACGGGGCUGUCGCACGUGUAGGUGCGGGAACUCCGGAUCACGAAGCAAAAGGAUACCUUCAUUUCGUGUAAUGAAUGCUGCAUCUGCUACGCCUCUACCGUCCUCCCAAAAGAUGGCCCCAUCAUCACGCAGAAACGGCUCAAUCACGACGGAUAAGUCGAGCAGUGCCAUGGAACAGCUUGAUAUUGAACGUGGUGUGUGCAUCCCUUAUCGGAAGUAUACUCCAGAGACGGUCAGGAAUACAGUCCUGCAGUCAAGAGGGUCCAUAUUGUCCCUUAUAGGCCGAGGGGUUGAGAUAGUUUGGAAACUCGGCCUUUACUGGUCUGCUCUUUCUUAUGACUGCUUGGUAGGACGAGAUGAGGAAGUAGUUCCAUACCGAGCUCGCCAGCUUCGAAAUCUUCUAUGUGACUUGGGUCCAUCUUUUAUCAAAGCUGGCCAGGUUCUAGCAAACAGACCUGAUAUAAUCCGAGAGGAUUAUAUGAAUGAGCUCUGCAUUCUUCAAGAUGAUGUUCCUCCCUUUCCUAAUCGGGUAGCUUUUGAUAUAAUUGAAGAGGAAUUAGGGCAACCUCUUGAGAAGGUAUUUAGCCGAAUCUCAUCGCAGACGAUAGCAGCUGCAAGUUUGGGCCAAGUUUACCGUGCCACCCUACGGGAGACGGGGGAGGAUGUUGCCAUAAAGGUUCUAAGACCAGAGAUAGAACCAAUAAUUUAUCGAGACCUUUUUUUGUUCCGAACUCUGGCUUCCUUCUUGAAUGGAAUUAGUCUGCAAAAAUUAGGCUGCAAUGCAGAGCUUAUUGUUGAUGAAUUUGGUGAAAAGCUUUUGGAAGAACUCGACUAUACUCUUGAAGCUCGAAAUAUUGAGGACUUCUUGGAGAACUUUAAAGAUGAUCCGACAGUCAAGAUUCCGCGAGUUUAUAAGAAACUCUCUGGUUCGCGUGUUCUGGUAAUGGAGUGGAUCAACGGAAUUCGGUGUACUGACCCACAGGCCAUUAGAGAAGCAGGGAUUGACGUAAAUGGUUUCCUCACAGUCGGUGUGAGUGCUGCUUUGCGGCAAUUGUUAGAAUUUGGGUUGUUUCAUGGGGACCCCCAUCCUGGAAAUAUUUUUGCAAUGCGUGAUGGUCGAAUAGCUUAUGUUGAUUUUGGAAAUGUCGCUGUGCUUAGUCAGCAAAACAAACAAAUACUGAUUGAUGCUGUUGUUCAUGCUGUGAAUGAGGACUAUGCUGAGAUGGCAAAUGACUUCACAAGGCUUGGAUUCCUUGCUAGUGGAACAGAUGUUUCCCCAAUUAUUCCUGCGUUAGAAGCAAUCUGGCAAAAUUCUGUUGGAAAAGGAUUGGCUGACUUUAACUUCCGGAGUGUCACUGGGAAGUUCAAUCAGCUUGUUUACAAUUAUCCUAUCCGUAUCCCAGAGAGGUUUUCUCUUGUUAUUCGUUCAUUGUUGACCCAGGAAGGAAUUUGCUUCACUUUAGAGCCAGAUUUUAAAUUUCUUGAGGUUGCAUAUCCUUAUGUAGCGAAGCGCCUUUUGACUGACCCAAAUCCUGCACUUCGUGAGCGCCUUAUACAGGUGCUAUUCAAGGAUGGUGUAUUCCAAUGGAAACGGCUUGAAAACCUCAUAGUUCUUGCUAAAGAAAAUGUGGCUAAGAUGAACAGCAAUCCGGCAUUGAAAGUGAAGAGCACGCGAAGUUCAAGAAAUGGCCAAUUUGGGAAGAAAUUAGACCUCACAGAAACUAUAAAGGAUGGAGCACGUAUGUUCCUGAUCGAUGCUGGGAUCAGGAGACAACUUAUAAUGGCUCUAACUGAAGACUCAAAGUUGCACAUUCAAGAGCUUGUAGACGUAUACAGAUUGGUUGAAGAAGAUGUAGAUGUACCAUCAGUUGCAUUGGAGGUCCUGCGAGAUUUGCCUACUGCUACACGAGAUUUUAUGCUUCACUGGAGCGAGUCGGUUCUGUCGGAUCGGCGAUAGGUUAUCUGAUGAAUACGGUAGUGCACUGCUUUGUACAAAUGAAUACUAGUCAUUUGUCUCGUUGCUAUCCCCUUCAUACAAUGUGUAAUACAACACGACCGCUGUUUAAUAGGCCAUAUUGCCUCCUAGCAUGCAUCCAUUUAUGUUUUAUUUUUUUUGUCCCAAUUUGUCUACUCGGCAAUGUAAAUCUGAGCUGCUAAUACAAUGUAAAGUAUGUUUAUAGUACCAAGAAGAUAGUAAAUAACCUUGUUUUGAUUCAUGAUACGAUGUAUCCAAUGUUCCUUUGUUGGAAGGUUGAACCUA
Messenger RNA from Ananas comosus (pineapple), 2568 nucleotides. RefSeq lists its product as uncharacterized. Gene Ontology annotation, biological process: protein phosphorylation. The coding region runs from base 247 to 2265 and encodes 672 amino acids. Gene Ontology annotation, molecular function: protein kinase activity; ATP binding. The record is from RefSeq and is a predicted model, not a curated record. The transcript is spliced from 15 exons. NCBI's taxonomy places the organism in Eukaryota, Viridiplantae, Streptophyta, Magnoliopsida, Poales, Bromeliaceae.